Messenger RNA from Necator americanus (New World hookworm), 504 nucleotides. RefSeq lists its product as uncharacterized. The record is from RefSeq and is a predicted model, not a curated record. The coding region runs from base 1 to 504 and encodes 167 amino acids. NCBI's taxonomy places the organism in Eukaryota, Metazoa, Nematoda, Chromadorea, Rhabditida, Ancylostomatidae. The transcript has 5 exons.
AUGCGGUCAAGUACUAAAUGCGACUGCAGUCUACUAAACUCUAGAAGAUACACUUGGUUCACCAAGCUUCACACCAGGGCUUGGGUUGAUGGCUGCUUUUAUGCUGGGGUGGAAAUUAAAACUCAUAAAGAUCUUCGCCUUACUGGUUACAGAUUCUGUGCUCCAGAAGAUAAGGGCGUCACUUUGGUGUCAAACUACCACAUCGUUCCCGUGAUCACAUACAAUCGAAUCCAUGAAACUCAAACGGUCCUGAAGUACAGAAUCGCCCCUGAUGAUCAAACGGAAAAUACUACGGAGCAACGAAAGGCAACGAAAAAACCAGAGGCAAGCUUAGACUGUAAAGAUGAUGAACGUUUCUGCCCUCAAAUGAUGAAGCUGAAAGACUACUGCAACAGCAACCAUUAUUCAAAACGCUUAAAAGAAAGAAUAUGCAAAAAAUCAUGUAAAUUAUGCAGGAUGAUUACAAUCACUACAAAUGAACGAUUUCAAGCGUCAGCCUUGUAA